Molecule: messenger RNA, 997 nt
Organism: Hypoxylon trugodes
Lineage: Eukaryota; Fungi; Ascomycota; Sordariomycetes; Xylariales; Hypoxylaceae
Exons: 3
Coding region: 309-839 (176 amino acids)
Source: RefSeq, a predicted model, not a curated record
CGCUUCUGCUACGGCACGUUAUCAAAAUGAUACGAUUUCUCGCUUUUCCAAAGUCCCUUCUCUUGCCAUGGCUCUCGGAUUGCUGUCAAGUAUGGUUAGGCGCAAUCUGGCGUGCGCGGUGUUGCCCGUGGUUUGUACAGAUAAAUACUAUCCACGCCUGUGCUGUCGACGUUUUGGUAAUGUUUUCAUCCCACCAUGGCUUGCUACGGCAAAUGGUGCCUGGUGGCUUGCGGGGUUUUCUGUUGUGAAUCUCUCAUACUUAAGUCUAACACUGCUCUUUCUAUUGCCAAAUAACCAGCUUUCGUAACAUGGUUAUCAUGGAAGCUCAACAUCACCAUCCACCGAAUCUUGACCACGUAGUGGUGCGCGUGCGCCAUGGAAACCGAUCGGUCGACUUCACGCUGAACUCCUUCGUGAAUGACGCCGGGAACGCUGCUGCCAUCCGAGUCUCGAGCCACUACGAUUAUAAAGGAAUCAGGGAGUUUUUACGGGCCAGCAUCCGCCUACCAUCGACCGAGCCUCUCGUAUUCAGCCAAGAUUGGAACGUGUGUUCCAAGCACGACCUGGAGCUAUUGAUCAUUAGCAUCCAGACGGGCACCACGAUACUGCCGUCUCUGGACAGACCCUUGGCGCCAGUACCGGGACUUCUGCUGCGAUCAGGAUCCUCCGUUAGCACCAGCCGUGCUUCUCAAGUAGGUAAAAUGCACCCUACCGUAUGGAUCCCGAAGAAGAAGAGGCAGACAGCGACAUUAACGACGCAACACCACCGCGAACCCUCGCGGACCCCGCAUCGAAAGCCGAUACGAGACACGGAGACAUUGGCCCAAGCGAUGCACUAGGCCUCACUGACAACGCAUCCCACCCUACCACUCCUGCAUCAGCCGCUGACAGUACCAAUUUGCAUGGUAGAAAGCGGAGACAUUCCACGAACGACACGCAGUCCCCCAACAGCAAGCGUUCCCGCAGGGAAAUUAUUGAGAUUUCUGAUGAUGAUAAG